This is a messenger RNA of Actinia tenebrosa (Australian red waratah sea anemone), 4017 nucleotides long. RefSeq lists its product as uncharacterized. Gene Ontology annotation, molecular function: metallocarboxypeptidase activity; zinc ion binding. Lineage: Eukaryota; Metazoa; Cnidaria; Anthozoa; Actiniaria; Actiniidae. Gene Ontology annotation, biological process: proteolysis. The record is from RefSeq and is a predicted model, not a curated record.
UGUUACUAGUCGACGAGCAGAUGCCAAGUUCUUCUUUACAUAGACUUUUCUCUUUACUCGUAAUCUCUUGGUAAACAACACUGGCGGUCUAAUUUGUGUUAUUGACGGAGCAUGAGCUCUGAGAGUAAAAGAACCGUGGAAGAGUUAAUCUUUUUUGACAAGAUUAAAAAAGCUAGUGAAUAUGUCAGUGAGGUUAGUGAACGGCUUCUCGCAGAGGAGCGUGUUGCAUGGAAUACGUCCAAGACUCCGCUGCAACUUAGAGAAGAGAUAACUAAGAUGUCUGAGAAGAAAGCAAAGGAAUUAUUCACUACUGAGGACGAACGACAAGCUUGGAUUGAGUCAAUCAGGAAAUCUGUGGAGUUAAAUUUACAGAGUCAAGUUCGUGAGUUUCUUGGGACGCCACCGAACAUCAAGAAAAAAAGACUUCGGGAACAAAAGUUGGAGGAAGAACAACGUAUUCAAAGCAAUAGUCAAAACAAAACUACUAAUACUAAUAACAGAAGUCGUAGUUCAACCAUAGAUGACAACGAAGAAAGUUUUAACACGAAGAGAAAUCCGAUAUCCAAAAAAUAUGGCCUACAGUCGUACUCACGCAUACAGAAUGGAAGACGGACAAACGAUGAAGAAGAUCUGGAUUUUGACCCCUUGUCUAAUGAAUUUAAUAAACACUUUAGUCCCUACACGAGGGCAGCUUUAGAAAGUAUCGGAAAUAAGACAUCUGAACAAUCUGUAAAACCUAAGCCUUAUAAACAAGCUCCUGGAUCAAUAUGGGUUGAUUCUCAAGGCAAAAGCCACGAAAUUGCAGGUCCUUAUUGGCCUAAAGACCAUCUACCUCUUUAUUCCAACCAAAAACACAUUGAAAAAGCACCCGAUUUUACUGAACCUCUAAACUCUGCCGCGGCAAAGAACAUAAUUAGAGAGGAAGAUAACAGCCUUUUUCCAAAGCCUUGGAGAGGGACAAUGACAGUGUAUGAAAGAUCUAAUACCAAGCUCUGCCCUACAGCUCCCACUGGUUGUUUCCCUAGCCUAAAAUUUGAGUCACGGUUUGAAUGUGGCAACCUUCAACAAGCAAAAAGAAUUGGACGGUGUGAAUAUGACUUGAUAUUGACCACUGAUCUUUAUACCAAGAGGCAUACCCAAUGGUAUUAUUUCCGUGUUGAGAACAUGGUUCCUGGGGUAUCCUACAAGUUCAAUAUUGUCAAUCUUUUAAAAAGAGAUAGUUUAUAUAAUUAUGGAAUGAAACCACUUCUAUAUUCUCAGAAGCUUGCGGGAGAUAAUAAUGUAGGAUGGAAAAGAACUGGGCAUGGCAUCACCUAUUCAAGAAAUACUUCACACAAAGAUCCUCUCCUUGCAAAAGAAUUGGCUUACUAUAUAUUGAGCUUCAAAGUGGAAUUCCCACGUGCAGGGGAUGUUUGUUACCUUGCACACUGCUACCCAUACUCCUAUUCGGACUUGGAAUUCUAUUUGAGAACCUUGGUGGAUAGUCCAGCUACUUCACAGCACGUCAGGAAGGAGGUAUUGUGCAAGACUUUGGCAGGAAACAACUGCUACGUACUGACCAUUACGUCAUCACAGGUUCCAGACCACAAGAAAUCGGGGGUGGUCAUCAGUGCCCGCGUGCAUCCCGGGGAGACUAAUGCGAGUUGGAUGAUGAAAGGUGUCUUGGAUUACUUGACUAGUAGCGAUAAAAUCGCCGAGAACCUUCGAAGGAGGUUCGUUUUCAAGAUAGUGCCAAUGCUGAAUCCUGACGGGGUCAUCGUAGGUAACUAUCGGACUAACCUGGCGGCGAAAGACCUCAACAGGACGUAUAAGGAACCUGAUAAGGAUAAUUUCCCUACCGUAUGGCACACCAAGAAGAUGCUCGAAUCUUUCAGGGAAAUCCACGAGGUCAGUAUCUACUGUGACCUUCAUGGACAUAGCCGUAAGCCCAAUGUGUUUAUGUACGGCUGUACUGAAGAUCCCAAGGUGGGAUCAGUCACUAACUUCCUGGAAGAACGCCUCUUUCCUUGGAUGAUGUCUCAACGAGCUCCCGAUAAAUUCUCAUUCCAAGGAUGUAAGUUCAUCGUUCGCAAGUGUAAAGAAUCCACAGCUCGUGUGGUCAUGUGGCGUCAACUGGGAAUCGCCAACAGCUUUACUAUGGAGGCUACAUUCUGUGGAGCUAAUUUCGGAGACAUGGAGAGGGGGCGUCAUUUCAAUACACGUGACUUCCAAGAUAUGGGUCGUCAUUUCUGUGAGGUGCUGAUGGAAUACUCUGAAGCUAAAAGUGCUAACAGGAACGAAAUGACGCAGUCGUUUGUAGAACUCGCCUGUAAAAUGACUCGCGAUAUCCUACGACACUCGAUGGGAAACUUCAAGCGAAUUACAGACAAUGAUUCCAAUGCCAAAACAUCUGCUACGACAGAACCAAACGAAAAAGAACAACCGAUCAACGCCGGGCAAAGCACUCAACGUGGUAUUCGACUCGCUCCUCGACUGAAGGAUGUUAACUACAUUGAUGUUGAUGUUAAGCAAGCACGAACUAUAGGGAACCCGUCGAGCAGAAAUCAUGAUUAUGAAGUCUCUGUCAAGAGCAUACAUGUCGAUUCGUUUAAUGACUGUAUCAAGAUUUUGGAAGGACUUGAUUUGAACGAGUGUUACGAUGAAUCUGAUUCUAGUGAUUCCGACAGCGAACCAGGAGAAGAUGAAUCGUUCAAGAAGGAUUCGAAUAGCGAGAUAAAGAGAAAGAAGAAGAAGAAGAAGAAAAGAAAAGAAAACUGGUGGGAAAGCUUGUCGAAAUCUGUUCCGGAGAACAAGGAAAAAGCGUCAGAGGAAGAGCAAGUUAAAACAGACAACACGAAAGAACUUGAGAAGGAAGCGGCCGCAGAAGAAAAAGAAAAGAAUGAGUCUCAAUACCCACUAGAUGUCUCUCCUAAUGAAUCAAACGAGGCCAUGAUUGCCUUCACCAACACAACAGAACUGAAUUUUGUCACAGCCCAAAGACGUCUGACCUACUACAUGAUGAACAGAGCACAACACAGUAACAAACAAAACGAGUGUGUCAGGUCAAUAUCACACCCAAACCUAACCAUCAUGCCUAGCAAGCCUGAUAUCCCUAAGGUUGAUUCCUUCAAGAUGGACUACCUUGAUGGAGGAGGUUAUGGCUUCGCAAUUCGAUUUCCCGCCAAAAAGAACCAGGAAUCAGAGAAGACUACCGAAAGAAGUGAUAGUAAGUCACAAAGACAGGUUUCACUGCAGAGUUUUGAGGAAGCGAGGUCAAGCGCUGAUGAAAUAGAGAUGCCAUCAUUCGUAGAGGUUCAUGCAAGAAGCAUGUCACCAUUUCGAGAUGUUAGAAGACGAAAACAACAACCUAAACAUGAAGAAAUCCCUGCUCGGUCUAAAGACAGCAGUACUACUAGGGACUUAGAAACAAUGCUACGUCUAGUGAACAAUACCCAAAACUGCAAAGCUAGUUAUGUGGAAUGUGAUUAUCAAGAUGAACUCUUAACAGAGUUUAAUAGACUCAACAUGAGGACAAGAAGACAUGAUUUUCAUCGAACAAGAAACCAAUUUAGUCACCGCAAAGGUCCUUCAGUGAACAACCGCUCAACAGUCGAACUGCGAACUCCUGUCUUCUCUUCCUUCAAUGAUAAUUAUUCAGAUGCUUCCUCACGAAGUAAUGAUAAGAAAGAUCACGCUAUCUUACCCGAAUACGAACCAUACUCUAGUGCUAUUCCUUCAUAUUCUUCUGUGGGAUUCUCAAGCCCAAAAAACACGAGAAAAACAUAUAGAUAAAAUAGGGUUUAAAAACAAUUUAUAGUUUUGAUUAAAAAGGUAUUUUUGAAAAAGGAUAGAGCUUUUACCUACUAGGAUAUAAAAUAUAGUUUCACCUUUCAAUUUUCGUUUUUCGCGCACAAUAAAGGCUAGCAUAAGAGAGCUCUCUUAUGUAACCGGCGGCAAGGCGCUCAGCUAUGAAUCAGAUUGCAAGUGGUUUUGACAAAAGAAUUUAUUGAAAAAUUCACACAACUUUACAAUACAUGA